AUGUCAAUCUCAGACUGGCUUGACGACACCAAGAACCCAACCCUUUGGAUCGUCGCCAUCUACCCUCUCUUAAUAUUCCUCCUCAGCUUUGUCUGUUAUAACAGAGUGACAAGCCUGGUGCAGAGUCAACCACUUGCGCCGGACGAAGCACUGAAGAAGAUAGAAGAAAGCGAACGUCCCUCUACCGACGACACUACUAUGGAGUACGACUUAAUCUCGCCAGCAUCUGCGGAUAGUUCGAUGAGAAAGGCAGACAGUACGGAUCUGGCUGGCGUCACCAUCGAGCUGCCCAACCCUCGACAUUCCUUCCCGGACGAGGAAUCUACGACGCACCACAACGUCAAACACGAACCAAAAACAGCCUCUCCCCAUUUUCACCGGGAAUUCCUCAAAGGCAUUCUAUUGUACUGUCUCCAAUUCUUUCUAGCGCACCGGGUGGGAGUUCUGGUUGCUUGGCAAGUGAAAGAGAAACACCGUCUGCUGGAUAUCUUGGUAGGGUUUUUGGCAAUGUUGGCGGUCUCGGUGAUGCUGCUGAUGACUCAGGCGAAUCUGAUCCAUGCCAGACUCGUCACGCUCCGAGGGUAUCGACCAAGGCAAGCUCACGCUCUUCUCAGUGACCCAAAGGACUCUUGGGAAAGACGCCUCACAUUCGCGUGGUUUUCGCUGCUGGUGCCGUGGCUGAGGCUUCUUUAUGGUGUCUAUAUAUGGUGGAGCGUGAGCGAAAAGACUGGAUGUUGA
Molecule: messenger RNA, 738 nt
Organism: Fonsecaea nubica
Lineage: Eukaryota; Fungi; Ascomycota; Eurotiomycetes; Chaetothyriales; Herpotrichiellaceae
Exons: 1
Coding region: 1-738 (245 amino acids)
Source: RefSeq, a predicted model, not a curated record